This is a messenger RNA of Elaeis guineensis (African oil palm), 1904 nucleotides long. RefSeq names its product phospho-2-dehydro-3-deoxyheptonate aldolase 2, chloroplastic. The record is from RefSeq and is a predicted model, not a curated record. Gene Ontology annotation, molecular function: 3-deoxy-7-phosphoheptulonate synthase activity. NCBI's taxonomy places the organism in Eukaryota, Viridiplantae, Streptophyta, Magnoliopsida, Arecales, Arecaceae. Gene Ontology annotation, biological process: aromatic amino acid biosynthetic process.
CCUCUUCCCCCUCGAGCGCUCUCAGGGUUUCCUCUCUCUCUAGUUGGAAACAAACGAACAAACAAAGGAACGAAGAGAGAGAAGGAAAUGGCCCUAGCAAGCAGCUCCACUCUCUCCGCCACCAACCCCCUCCACCAACUCUCCUCCUCCUCCGCCGCUGCCACUGCCGGCGGCCAGCAGCACCGCCUUGCCUCCCUCCUCCCCGUCCAGCCCCGCCGCGCUGUCCCUCGCCCGAUCUCCGCCGUCCAUGCGGCAGAGCCCGCUAAGAACCCGGCCGUCGCCGAGAAGACCCAGGCGGCCACGGCGGCGCCAGUGAAGUGGUCGCUGGACAGCUGGAAGUCGAAGAAGGCGCUGCAGCUGCCGGAGUACCCGGACAAGAAGGAGCUGGAGUCGGUGCUCCGGACGAUGGAGAGCUUCCCGCCGAUCGUGUUCGCUGGCGAGGCUCGACACCUUGAGGAACGCCUCGCCGACGCCGCCGUCGGCAAGGCCUUCCUUCUCCAGGGGGGCGACUGCGCCGAGAGCUUUAAGGAGUUCCACGCCAACAACAUCCGCGACACCUUCCGCAUCCUCCUCCAGAUGGGCGCCGUCCUCAUGUUCGGCGGCCAGAUGCCCGUCGUCAAGGUGGGGCGGAUGGCGGGCCAGUUCGCGAAGCCGAGGUCGGACCCGUUCGAGGAGCGGAACGGCGUGAAGCUUCCGAGCUAUAGGGGGGAUAACAUUAACAGCGACGCGUUUGACGAAAAGUCGAGGACGCCGGACCCCCAGAGGAUGAUCAGGGCCUACUGCCAGGCGGCGGCGACGCUUAACCUCCUCCGGGCCUUCGCCACCGGAGGGUACGCCGCGAUGCAGCGGGUGACGCAGUGGAAUCUCGACUUCACCGAGCACAGUGAGCAGGGCGACCGGUACCGAGAGCUUGCCCACCGAGUGGAUGAGGCACUGGGGUUCAUGUCAGCAACAGGGCUAACCGUGGACCACCCAAUCAUGACGACGACUGAAUUCUGGACCUCUCAUGAGUGCCUCCUCCUCCCUUACGAGCAGGCCCUUACUCGUGAGGACUCGACCUCUGGCCUCUUUUAUGACUGCUCUGCCCACUUCCUCUGGGUCGGGGAGCGCACUCGCCAGCUUGACGGAGCGCAUGUUGAGUUCCUUCGUGGCAUUGCCAAUCCCCUUGGCAUCAAGGUAAGUGAUAAGAUGGACCCGAGGGAGUUGGUGAAGCUAAUUGAAAUACUGAACCCUCAUAACAAGCCGGGGAGAAUCACAAUAAUUACGAGGAUGGGGGCUGAGAACAUGAGGGUGAAGCUUCCCCACCUCAUCCGAGCAGUUCGUGGGUCAGGCCAAAUGGUCACCUGGGUCUGUGAUCCUAUGCAUGGCAAUACCAUCAAGGCCCCCUGUGGCCUCAAGACUAGACCGUUUGAUGCCAUCCGGGCGGAGGUGCGAGCAUUUUUUGAUGUACAUGAGCAGGAAGGGAGCCACCCUGGAGGUGUUCAUCUGGAGAUGACAGGGCAGAAUGUGACGGAGUGCAUUGGUGGGUCUCGGGCCGUGACCUUCGAUGACCUGGGAUCACGCUACCACACCCACUGUGACCCAAGGCUCAACGCAUCUCAGUCACUGGAGCUUGCCUUCAUCAUUGCAGAGCGUCUUAGAAAGAGGAGGAUCCGGUUGCCGCGCUCCAACAAUUUUAGCUCUUUGCCCCCCUCGCCUUUCUGAGGCCAUGAAGUUUGGUGGAAUCUGCAAUAUUUACUUAUAGUUUUAUUUGUUGAUGGUUUCUCUUACUAUAAAUUAUAUAAGUUAAUAUAUCAGGUAAUGUACUUUCUGUUUUUAAAGCUAUAUGUACAAGUGAUCUAGACGGUUGGCCUUCGAUCUUUGAUAAGGAAAUAAGAGCAGUAGAAUGGCUGCUGUUACGUUCA